Messenger RNA from Zygosaccharomyces rouxii, 2466 nucleotides. RefSeq names its product OPT family oligopeptide transporter. The record is from RefSeq and is a predicted model, not a curated record. Lineage: Eukaryota; Fungi; Ascomycota; Saccharomycetes; Saccharomycetales; Saccharomycetaceae. Gene Ontology annotation, molecular function: oligopeptide transmembrane transporter activity. Bases 1 to 2466 code for a protein of 821 amino acids. Gene Ontology annotation, biological process: transmembrane transport. The transcript has a single exon.
AUGGGUUGGAAAAGUUAUCUUCCGGGAACCAAAGAAUUUGAAGACAACUACGCCCCAGGCAAUUCUGGAUCUGAUACAGCAAAUGCUGGCCAUGGCGGCUCUUCGACAAUUGAAAUCCCCGGAAAUCGUAUGUCUCCAGAGGGUAUAACCGAGAAUGAACUCUUAGAAAAGGCUCCCGCGUAUGAGAGCACCUCUCAUAAUUUGGAUGAGGACGAAAAGGAAGCGCCAAGCAUUUCUAUAAAGAAGGCAGGUGAUGAAGAUCCUUAUGCUAGUUCCUUGAGCGAUUCGAGCUCCUCCCUUGCUGCAGGCGUAGCUCUCGAUAUCACCAGAGGUGACAUCGAUCAAGUUGUGGAGUUUGAGGGAAUGGAAGAAAAUCCACCGGCUAAUACUUUGAGAAUGUGGUUAAUGAGUAUUAUCCUCUCGAUGGUUAUUGCAGGUAUUGAUUCUUUCUUCGCGUUUAGAUUUCCUUCUAUUUCCAUUGGUCCUAUUGUAGCUCAGUUAAUUUCGUACCCAUGCGGUAUCAUUUGGGCUCGUAUUAUGCCCAAUUGGAAAUUCUCUAUUGGCAGUAAAUAUACGUUCGAACUGAACCCAGGUAACUUCUCACCACAAGAGCAAGCUCUAGUGUAUCUGUUCUGUAACACGGUUAUUGCAACUGGUCUCUUGAGAAAUACCCAAGUGGAACAAAUCAAAUUUUUCAAGGUUGAUGUUGGUAUUGGCAGAUUCAUUUUAUUCGACAUGGUUGGUUACCUAAUAGCAUGGGGUAUGGCGGGUCUAUCCAUUCCAAUGCUAGUGGAUCGUGAAGAAUUAAUUUGGCCAUCCGUGCUAAGUCCCUCGGCUUUGAUUAACGCUUUACACUCCGGUACUAAAGGUUCGAUUUCCGAUUUCAAAAAACCCAAAUUCAGCUUUUUCAUGAUUGCGUUUGCAGGCAGCUUUGUUUGGUACUGGUUUUCAGACCUCAUCUUCCCUUUUAUCGCUAGUUUAGGAGCAUUCCCAUCUUGGAUUAGACCAAAAAAUAAAGUUUUGGGACAAGUCUUUGGUGUUAAGAACGGGCUAGGAUUGUUACCAAUUUCUUUUGAUUGGCCAACGAUUUCUAACAUUAAUAACCCAUUAACUACACCAGUCUGGGCUGGUGUCAUGAUCUUUGCCAGCUUCUUCUUUUGGGCCUGGAUAGUGAUACCAGGUCUCUACUACCAAAACCACUGGGAAACCGCCCAUUUGCCUUUGAUGUCUAACAAAAUUUUUGACAAGAAUGGUCAAAGUUAUCAAGUCAAAAAUGUGGUCAACUCAAAAUGGGAAUUAGAUUUGGAUAAAUAUAAACAAUACUCUCCAGUUUACCUUCCAAUUGGGUUUUUGAUUCAAUUAGCAUUGGGUCUUGGUGGAUUUAGCUCUAUGAUGAUUUUCUUCUUCUGGAAAUUCAAGUCUGACGUCUGGGAUCCAUUCAAGCAACAUUCAACAAAGAAGACUGCUCAUUACAAGUCUGCAUACAACAAGUUUUUUGUGGCUGCCUUCAUUGGAUCAAUGGUAUUGGGCUUGGCUCUAGGGUUUGUUUUCGUUGAAGCCUGGAAUAGAGAUACUCAGAUCGAUUCUGGUGGAUUUAUCGUUUCUAUUAUUAUCGGUAUUGUUCUCUACUUGCCUGUUGCUCUGGUUGAAUCUAAAUCAUCAUUUACUUUGAACAUGAAUGGUUUCUUCAACGUGGUGGGUGCCUUUUGGUACAAGGGUAAGCCAAUGGCAACAUUGUACUUCUUGAAUUUCGGUUACUCUAUCUUCCAACAUGCAAUGCACUUCACGCAAGGUGCUAAGUUGGGUUAUUACAUGAAGACACCUCCUAGAUUAACCCUCUUUGUUCUUUUCGUUGCAGGUGUCUGGGCAUCAUUGGUUACUCCAAGUGUUACCGGUUACGUAUUGUACCAUGUGGGCAACGUUUGUACAUCUAAUGCGCAUAACAACAUGGUCUGCAGGAGUCAACAAACUGCAUUUAACACUCAAAUCAUUUGGGGGCUAUUCGGAUCUCAUCUUUUCAGCACUGGUGGUCGUUAUCAAUUUAUCAUGUAUUUUUUCCUAGUUGGUGCUGGUGUCGCUCUAAUUGUUAUUCUUAUGCAAUGGUGGAGACCAAGAUCUCGUGUCUGGUCACACGUUAGCCCAACAUUGCUGUUAUCAGGUGCUGAAGACAUGCCAACAUCCACCGGUCUUCAUUACGGUACUUGGUUCAUGUCAAUCCUGGUUUUCAAUUUCUUUAUCCACAGAAAGCGCCCUCAAUGGUGGAGAAAAUACAACUUAAUUCUUGCCAGUGCUCUUGACUGCGGUGUCGCCAUUGCAGCUAUCAUUGUCUAUUUCGCCGUCACAUACACUGGCGGUAGUUCGCAUUACAAAUGGUGGGCAACGGAAGUGACAUCCUCAAGUUGUGACAGCAAGGGAUGUCCAUACAAGUCAAGUAAGACUAUAAAAGUACCACAAGGCCUAUGGUGA